AUGAUAACAGAGAUUGUAUUAAUUUUCAUUAUUGAUGGAAUUUUUUGCAAUGAUACCAAACAGAGACUUAUCACAUUGUUGAAAACUGAUCAAAAAUUUCAUGAUCAAUGGAUGCAUCUUGUUGAACUACAACAUAGACAAAUGUAUGAGCAAAAUAUUGGUAGUGCAUUGGGAGAAAUUACGGAUUUGGUAUUGAACUGUGCACCAAAGUUAGAUCCUAAAUUGGAUCAUGUAGAUUAUGUAUGUCCAGGUGAUAUACAAAUUUAUGCCGAAUUGGGACAAUUAACACAAUAUUGUAGAAACAAUAUUAUGGAAUUGAUUAAAGGUAGGAUAGAUUCAUGUCAUCAUGCCAGCUAUACCAGUUCAUUACCAUCAAUUGUUAAAUUUUUAAUGAAAUUUAUACGAAAUUUGACAAUUAUUGAAACAUCAAAUGCAGUAAAACUUGAAAAUCAAACGCAAUAUUUGGUGGAACAAUUUAUGAUACAUAGAAAUUGGCGAAAUAAGUGGAAAUUGAUUGUUAUUAUGCCUAAUAUAGAGGAUGGUGAACUGCAGGAACCUAAUCAAUCAGCAAUUGAAGUAAUGAAGGCAAUUAAAUUAUUAUACGAAGUGAUACCACAACGAACAAUUUUGAUUGUUGUACGAAGUUCCACUUUACAAUUAUGGCAAGAUGCAUCAAAAGCGCAUCGUGCAUGUCAAAUAUUACUAGAACCAUGGAAAGUUUAUGAAAAUCUAAAUUUGGAUUCCAUUUGGGAUCAAAUUGAAAAAAUUUGUGGAUUACAUUUUCAAAGUUCAUUAUUUACUGUACAAAUUUUACCGCUCAUGAAAGAUGCCUCAUUACCUUUCUUACCUGGUUCUAAUCAAAUUGAUUUAUCAUUGCUUGGCCAUGAUUGUGUACAUUUUUCACCGCGUGGUUUAUCUCUCCUUCAUAUAGCAAUAUGGAAUGCGAUAUUGACAAGAUUACCGGAUCGUUCGCAAACAUUCAAUUUCACCCUGGAACAACCAAUGUGCGCUGAUCCACAAUGUCCAUUCUUUCGUACAAAUAAGAAUAGUGCCUUCUGUGUUUGGAAUCAUCAAAAAAUAGAUAAAGAUGAACGUCGUUCGGAGCAACUCAUUGCAAUUAUUAUACUAAUUCUAACGAUGAUAUUAUUUGUUAUAAUUCUUGGUACCAUUUGCUGUAGUAGAAGAAAGGAUAAUAAAGUGAAUGAAUUAGCGGAAAAUUUUCCAAAGAAACCACCGGUAGGUGCUGAUUGGAUCUCAUGGAAAUAUAUAGAUGAAGAAAGCAUUGCAUCCGCGUGGGGGCAUAGCUCAGUGGCAGAGCAUUCGACUGCAGAUCGAGAGGUCCCCGGUUCAAAUCCGGGUGCCCCCUGUUUUCCAUCAAUUUAA
This is a messenger RNA of Cercopithifilaria johnstoni, 1383 nucleotides long. Lineage: Eukaryota; Metazoa; Nematoda; Chromadorea; Rhabditida; Onchocercidae. The record is from the annotation of a GenBank genome assembly.